Messenger RNA from Carassius auratus (goldfish), 1542 nucleotides. Its product is annotated as extracellular calcium-sensing receptor-like. The transcript is spliced from 4 exons. The coding region runs from base 1 to 1542 and encodes 513 amino acids. Lineage: Eukaryota; Metazoa; Chordata; Actinopteri; Cypriniformes; Cyprinidae. The record is from RefSeq and is a predicted model, not a curated record. Gene Ontology annotation, biological process: G protein-coupled receptor signaling pathway. Gene Ontology annotation, molecular function: G protein-coupled receptor activity. Gene Ontology annotation, cellular component: plasma membrane.
AUGGUAUUUGCCAUUGAAGAAAUCAACAACAGAGCUGAUAUUCUUCCUGGCAUCAGUUUGGGUUACAAAGUCUACGAUUCAUGUGGAUCAAUAGAAAUGGCUCUCAGAGCCUCCCUUUCAUUAAUUAAUGGAGACAAUGCUUCUCAGUUGUCCUGUCAAAGACCUAACACAAUCCAAGCUAUCAUUGCAGAAACAUCCUCUACUCCAACUAUUGCCAUUUCUUCAACUGUUGGACCUCUGCAUUUACCUGUGAUUAGUCAUUUUGCAACAUGUGCCUGCCUUAGUGACAGAAAGAAACACCCUUCAUUCUUCAGGACUAUUCCCAGUGAUUAUUACCAGAGCCAAGCACUGGCCAAACUGGUCAAGUAUUUUGGCUGGACCUGGGUGGGGGCUCUUUGCAGUGAUAAUGACUAUGGUAACAAUGGCAUGAACACUUUUAUCAAAGCAGCCACAGAAUUUGGAGUCUGUGUAGAAUUCUCAGAGGCAUUCUUCAGGACUGAUCCCAGGGAGGACAUUUUGAGAAUUGUGGAUAUUGUAAAGAAAUCUAGCUCUAAAGUGAUUGUCGCAUUUGUAUCCUACUCAGACAUGGACAUUCUUCUAGGGGAAAUAGCUCAACAGAAUAUUACUGGACUACAGUGGAUUGGUAGUGAAUCCUGGAUCUCUGAUAUGAACAUUGCUACUGGAAAAUGGCAUCAAGUUCUUAGAGGGUCCAUGGGCUUUGCCAUCCCAAAAGCUGAAAUAAGAGGCCUAAGAGAAUUUCUGACUAAUCUUAACCAGUCUUCCGACAUACCUUUGUAUAAAGAGUUGUGGGAAACAUUAUUUCAAUGUAAACUUCCCCCACAAGAAACUACUGGAAGCAUAAUCAUGUGUGAAGACAAUGAAAGUUUGAACAAUGUGCAGAACCAGUAUACAGAUGUCACAGAAUUACAAAUUGCCAAUAAUGUUUACAAGGCUGUGUAUGCUGUUGCCUACGCUCUGAACAACACAAUAAGUUGUAAAAAAUGGAACACAAAGCAAAGCAAAUGCCUUAAGAAAGUAAUUAAUGCCUUGAGAGAAGUGAGCUUCUUCACUGAAACUGGUGAGAAGGUAUUCUUUGAUAAAAAUGGAGAUCCGGCAGCAAGGUAUGAUCUCUUGAACUGGCAGCAGGGGGAGGAUGGGACAAUAAAGUUUGUUAAAGUGGGUUUCUAUGAUGCAUCUUUACAACCAGAAUUUCAGCUUUCAUUUAACAACAUCAGCAUAGUGUGGGCCAAAAAUCAACGCCAGGUACCUGUGUCUGAAUGCAAUGAGAGCUGUCCCACAGGAACUAGGAAGGCUGUGAAAAAAGGAAAACCUGUCUGCUGUUAUGACUGUAUUACAUGUGCAGAAGGAGAAAUUAGUAAUAAGACAGGUAUGGUACAAAAACGCAUAAUAUCAACAAGCAAAAGCGUACACUCAAAAUACAUUUUGUGUUCACAUUUCCCCCUCAGAUUCAUUGAUUUGUCUCAAGUGCCCUCCGGAAUUCUGGUCAAACAAAUGGAGAGAUACAUGUGUCCCAAAACUUGA